CAAGUGACCACACUCAGAACCUCAAUCGUGUCGCACACUUUUUUUAAGGUCUACUUUAAUAGUGCAUCCCGGGAAUUUCCUUUCUAGCAUAAUUUCUCACAAUUUUCUUGAGCAAGAGGGUCGAUUGAUGUAAUUAAGAAAGGAUAUUUAAGAAGUUGAAAUGUAAACUUUCUAUUGUUAUGUUUUUUUCAACCGGUCACGGUCGUUCUGUUCUAGUACAAGCCCCCGCUCUUGUUAUAGAAACGACAUUAAAUUACUCUUCUGCUCACCAAACGUGCUUUGUUCAUUGAAUCCCAAUAGCUACAGUGAUUGGUCAAUGAAUGCUAGCUGGAUCUUGCCAACUGUGUAUAACGCAAUUGUUGUUGUAGCUAUGGCUAUUGACUGCUCGAUUUUGGGUAGAUAGUACGGCGUCGCGAGCUCCAUUUAUUGAGUUGCUUGGCUAACUUAGAUACGAUUAUUGAGUUGCUUGGCUAACUUAGAUACGAUUCUGUAUAUCAAUUUGAUCUUCACGCAAAAACAGUUGAAGAGAAUCCGAGUGAGCGCUCAUAUGGCGGAGGGGUUUGAGGGGCUGAGGAGAGCUUUUCGAAAUGGGAAAACGAGGGGAAUUGAGUGGCGGAAGGCGCAGCUUCGAGCGGUUCUGAGAUUGUUGGCCGAAAAUGAAGCGCAGAUUUUUGAAGCCCUGAGGCUAGAUCUUGGGAAACAUCCUGUUGAAGCUUAUCGUGAUGAGAUUGGAGUGGUGAAGAAAUCAGCAGAUCAUGCUUUGGUUCACAUCAGCUCAUGGAUGGCUGUCAAAAAGGCCCAGCUACCUCUACUUCUGUUUCCAUCAAAAGCACAAGUAUUGCCAGAACCACUGGGUACUGUACUCAUAUUUGGAUCCUGGAACUUCCCAAUCAGUCUCACACUUGAUCCCUUAAUUGGGGCAAUUUCUGCUGGAAACACUGUGGUCUUAAAGCCUUCUGACCUCGCUCCAGCUUGCUCUUCUUUACUUGCACGUACUAUCCCUCAUUACUUGGACACGGAAGCCAUUAAAGUCAUUGAAGGUGGAGCUGCUGUUGCCGAACAACUACUGGAGCUUCGUUGGGAUAAAAUAUUCUUCACAGGGAGUCCCCGAGUAGGGCGUAUAGUCAUGUCUGCAGCAGCAAAGCAUUUGACUCCCGUGACUCUUGAACUGGGUGGAAAAUGCCCAGUCAUUCUCGACUCUUUCUCUGGCUCAGACUUACAGGUGGCUGUGAAGAGAAUAGCUGGUGGGAAGUGGGGACCGUGUGCUGGACAAGCGUGCAUAGGGAUCGACUAUCUGCUCGUGCAAAAAGACCUUGUUCCUCUUCUGGUUAAAUCAUUGACAAGCUGUAUCAAAAGAUUUUACGGCGAGAGUGCAAAAAACUUGAAAAAUAUUUGCAGAAUUGUGAACAAGAAUCACUAUGAUAGGAUAUGCAAUCUUCUUGAUGAACCUGGUGUGGCAGCUUCCAUUGUCUAUGAUGGUUCAAUGGACUCUGAAAAUAUGGUUAUCGGUCCCACGAUUUUAGUGGAUCCUCCUCUUGAAGCUCAGAUUAUGACGGAAGAAAUAUUCGGGCCAUUGCUUCCCAUCAUUACACUCGAUAAGAUCGAAGACAGUAUCGAUUUCAUCAACGAGAGACCAAAGCCAUUAGCCAUUUAUGCAUUCACCAAGAACAAAAAACUCAAGGAUCGAAUUUUGCAAGAAACAUCAUCUGGGAAUGUAACAUUCAAUGAUACCAUUAUUCAGUUUAUAUGUGACUCACUGCCGUUUGGAGGUGUCGGUCAAAGUGGUUUUGGAAGGUACCAUGGGAAGUACUCGUUCGAUACUUUCAGCCAUGAGAAAGCAGUUCUGCAUAGAAGCUUCUUUCCGGAGCUCGAGCCAAGGUAUCCUCCAUGGAAUGCUUUUAAGCUGGAGUUUAUAAGAUUGGCUUACAACUUCGAUUAUGUUGGACUGUUGCUUCUUUUGUUGGGUUUGAGGAGAAUAUUUACGCGAAAUCGGUCUCAUUAGGACAAUAGGUCGAACGCCGAAUGAUAAAAUAAAUCUAUUCGGUAAUGUUGGCUAGUAGCAAGUGUUUUCCCCUCUCUGCACCUUUUUUGAGAGCUCUGUUUUCAAAUUAGGGCAUGAGGAGCCCUUUGGCUACCAAAAAGUUUGUUAACUAAGCUUACUAGAAACUUUGUUUGCAUUUGAUCAGUGUAUUGAUAUGAUGUGUUUGGACUGGUUUUCAACAUUUCUUUGUAUCCUGAUAUGUGAAAAAUGUUUCUGUACUUGAAGAUUAUAAUAAGUAACGUUUUGCAUCACACAAAGUGCAAGCACGUUGAGAUAUAAAACUUCAUUUCGAG
Molecule: messenger RNA, 2334 nt
Organism: Striga asiatica
Lineage: Eukaryota; Viridiplantae; Streptophyta; Magnoliopsida; Lamiales; Orobanchaceae
Source: the annotation of a GenBank genome assembly